UAAACGCGGCUAAUUAUGAACGUAAGAAACCCUGAGCACCCCAGCGCGGUUCUGCGCGAUCUGAAUAGACAGAGGGAGCGGGCGGAACUGACUGAUGUUAUACUGGAGGUGGAAGGGAAGAGUUUCCCGUGCCACCGCGCAGUCCUGGCCUGCUGCAGUCCCUACUUCCGUGCCAUGUUCACCAGCAGCUACGCCGAGGCCAGACAGGACAGGGUCAGCAUCCGGGACGUCAGUGCAGUUGCCAUGGCAGCAGUUCUGGACUACGCCUACACCGGUUGCCUGGAUACGGAGCCAGACCAGGUGCAGGCUGUGAUGUCAGCUGCUAAACUGCUCCAGGUGGAUUUUGUAUGCCAUAAGGCAGCAGAGUACAUGAAGGCCCAUCUGGAUGUGUCCAACUCUGCCGAUGUCCUGAUGUAUGCCGACAUGCUGGGGGACUCUGGUCUGCUGGAGGCCAGUGAGAAAUACAUUGCAUCCAGGUUCAGGGAGGCAGUGCUACAACCCUCCUUCCUGCAGCUGUCUCUGUCCCAGCUCCUGUCAUUGCUGGACAGGGACGAUCUCAUCUCCCAAUCAGAAGACGACGUCGCCCAAGCCGCUCUAAAAUGGAUCGAUUUCAACCAAUCAGAGCGCUCGCAGCACCUCCCUGCCCUCUGCAAAAUACUGCGCCAUCCCUUCAUCAGUUCAGAACAGCGUGAAGAAAUUGAGAGAAGGCGUCCGUCAUCAUCAGAUGGUGCGUUAGUCUACAGCGGAAACACAAACCAGCGACUGGGGCAGAAGCGAACUGAAGUGCAGAUCAACCUAUCGCGUUAUUUUGGUGCUGAUCACAAGCCUUAUUUCCCAUGCUACGACCCUGCCACGGGCGCAGCAAAUUCUAUAGACCUGCCUGCCGGCUUGGACGGGCAGUACGUUAUGUCUAUGGCGGCCACCCCUGAAGGGGACCUGUAUCUGGCAGCAAAUGUUAACGUUGGCAACAGAAGACAGGGCGGUCAGCAGGCAUCGGAGAUAAAGAAGAAGUUUUACCUGUACAACCACCUGCUGGGCACCUGGGAGCUGAGAAGUGUGAUGAUUACAAAGUGGACCAGUUUCUUACCCAGGUGUGAACUGGUGGCCCUCAACGGGUACAUCUAUGCGAUCGGAGGUGAUCAAGAGAAAGGAAUGGCAGAAAGGUACGACCCAAGCCGGGAUGAGUGGACGUCCGUACCACCCUUCCCUCACCCCGUGUCCUUGCGAUCGGGGCUAUGCGCCAUGGCUCUUAAUGACAGCAUCUAUGUCAUCAGAAAGGAAGGCUGCCACUGCUUCAGUACUGCAGAAAACAGGUGGGACAGGAUCGCCGACAUGGUCGAACCCGCAUGGUUUCCACGGGCCGUCACGUAUCGGGGUAGAAUCUACUGUGUGAACUCAAUACACUCGGGGGUCCGUCCACCGACUUAUGUUGUGGCGUACGACCCUUUAGAUGGCGUAUGGAAGCGCACUGGGAGCGGCGAACCCAUCGUUUACGACAACGGGACACAGAUGUCACAGGAAGGGACCCACAAAUCAACCCUCCUGACACAUGAGGACACACUGUACCUCUUUAGUACAGACAUUAUUCAUAGCCUGAACAGCUAUAGCUAUUGGGAGGAAUCCCCACGGCCCAGCAGGAGUUAUGUUCACCAGUAUUUGCCAGAAACUGACGCGUGGGUGGCCGUAACACAGGAAAACAAGCGCAGACUGCUUCCACCAAAGCUGUGCCGCUUCACUUUGACAGCUCUCAUGGCGGCAAGGAUGUUCCCAAGCUGGCUUGGGUAUGACAGUUAUCUGGAUCGUGGGGAUCUGUGAGAGACCUGUGAGAGACCUGUGAGAGACCUGUGAGAGACGUGUGAGAGACCUGUGAGAGACGUGUGAGAGACCUGUGACAGAACUUUGAGAGACGUGUGAGAGACCUCUCAGAGACCUGUGAGAGACGUGUGAGAGAACUUU
Branchiostoma belcheri (Belcher's lancelet) is the source of this 1956-nucleotide messenger RNA. Its product is annotated as kelch repeat and BTB domain-containing protein 8-like. The coding region runs from base 16 to 1815 and encodes 599 amino acids. Gene Ontology annotation, molecular function: protein binding. The record is from RefSeq and is a predicted model, not a curated record. The transcript has 5 exons. NCBI's taxonomy places the organism in Eukaryota, Metazoa, Chordata, Leptocardii, Amphioxiformes, Branchiostomatidae.